This is a messenger RNA of Morchella sextelata, 285 nucleotides long. RefSeq lists its product as uncharacterized. NCBI's taxonomy places the organism in Eukaryota, Fungi, Ascomycota, Pezizomycetes, Pezizales, Morchellaceae. The coding region runs from base 1 to 285 and encodes 94 amino acids. The transcript is spliced from 8 exons. The record is from RefSeq and is a predicted model, not a curated record.
AUGACGGCAUUGUUUGGAACCCCAAAUAGGCUUCUUCAAAAAACUUUGUAUCUGCAGAAUUAUCGUUUCUGCGCCUCGGAGGAACUUUAUCCCUCCGCGCUACCCGGCGAAACCUUUAAUAUUGUUAUGAAACUCUUGGCAUAUAUUAUCAUAUACCGGGUAUCUAAAACCCUGUUUUGCCGUAAUAAUCUGUCAGUAAAGGCUCGGGGUGUAAUAAGAAAACCAUUUGAGUCAGCAAAGCACCCGAAAUAUGGAAUGAACAUUCUGGAAGAGGACACCGAGUAA